CCCGGUGAUCAGCAUUGCAUCAUUUGAGGUUUUAUACUUCAACGACGUCUGGUGUCUGGCAUCCACCGUCUCCAUGUCAGGCAUCAACGUCCGUCCUACUUCGCUACCAGUUCAAACAAUGACAGUAAGUUGGCCAUACCGGAACCUGACGAACGAGUCCGAUCAAUGAGCAGCAACGCAACACGGCAAUGACAUCGCUAUCCCCUCUCCGAGAAUACCUUCUCAUCGCAAUCCUCAGCACAACGCAAGCCCUCCAAGAAGCCAGUCUAGGAAUCGUCAUCGCCGCUCUCCAUCCCAUAGGCGAGUCCUUCGGGGUGCCCGACGACAGCGGUCAGCAGAGCUGGUUCGCGGCAUCGUAUGCCUUGACUGUAGGCACCUUCAUUCUACCCGCAGGCCGGUGGGGAGAUGUGUACGGGUAUAAAACUAUGUUGUUGAUCGGGUGGGCGUGGUUUGCGGUUUGGAGCGUUAUCACUGGAGUUAGUGUAUAUUCGGGAGAAGUCAUCUUCUUCGACGUCUGUCGAGCAUUACAGGGAAUUGGACCCGCGCUGAUCAUACCCAAUGCCGUGGCCAUCAUAGGACGAAUGUACCCCGAAGAAAGUCUGAGGAAGAAUAUCGUGUUUGGGUUAUACGGAUCACUAGCCCCUGCCGGCUUCGUCUUUGGAUGCUUGCUAGGCUCGCUCUUCGGUCAGCUCUCCUGGUGGCCUUGGGCGUUCUGGACAUUGAGCUUUCUCUGCCUGGCCAUGGCUGUCGCCACUAUCUUCGUGGUGCCGGCUUCACUAUCCUCUCGUCCGGAUCGACAUAUCUCCGCUGCUGAACUCGAUCUCAUCGGAACAGCAUUGAGCGUGACCGGCCUGAUUCUGGUCAACUUCGCCUGGAACCAAGCCUACGUGGUAGGAUGGGCAGUACCAUACAACGGCGCUCUUCUCGGUGUCGGCGUCCUCCUCCUUGUCGCCUUCGGCUGGUGGGAAGCCCGAGCUGAACACCCUCUCAUCCCAGCAAAAUACUUCAACGUCGAAGCGACUCUCACGCUCGUCGUGCUCUGCGUCGGCUUUGCUUCGUUCGGGCUGUGGAAUUUCUACUACUUCCGUUUCUCCCAGGAUGUGCGUGGAUACUCGCCGUUGGCCGUGACGGCGCAGAAUGUGCCCAUUAUUCCUUCGGGAGCGCUCGCGGCGGUCUGUACUGGGUAUUUGUUGAAUCGCUUUGGAGCCAGUUUCGUACUCACGUAUGCCAUGAUUGCUAUUGCGAUUGGCUCGAUCUUGCUUGCGACGGCACCUGUUGAUGAGACGUACUGGGCGAGGACGUUUGUCUCAAUGGUUGUUGUGCCGUGGGGAGUUGACGCAACGUUUCCGGCCAGCACAAUUCUUCUGGCGAAUGCUUUUCCGCAGAAAUAUCAAGGCUCGGCGGCGUCAAUCGUCAAUACCCUUGCCAACUACUCGAUCUCGCUUGGUCUCGGCUUUGCCGGCACCGUCGAGAGAAAUCUGAACCCCGACGGCACGAUGCUGCUGAAAGGCUAUCGUGGAGCAUUCUACCUGGGCAUCGGACUUGCCGUGCUCGGACUCGUGAUCGCGGCGUCGUUCUGGGUGUCGGAUUUGGUCAAUGCGAAAGGGAGAGCCAAGAAGGACUCAUCGACGGAGAGUGGUUCAGAGAAGGGUCAAGUGAUCGGGAGUGCUGAAGGCUGUCCUUGA
Messenger RNA from Zymoseptoria tritici IPO323, 1685 nucleotides. Its product is annotated as putative major facilitator superfamily transporter. Gene Ontology annotation, cellular component: membrane. The record is from RefSeq and is a predicted model, not a curated record. NCBI's taxonomy places the organism in Eukaryota, Fungi, Ascomycota, Dothideomycetes, Mycosphaerellales, Mycosphaerellaceae. Gene Ontology annotation, biological process: transmembrane transport. Gene Ontology annotation, molecular function: transmembrane transporter activity. Bases 189 to 1685 code for a protein of 498 amino acids. The transcript is spliced from 3 exons.